Molecule: messenger RNA, 949 nt
Organism: Diospyros lotus (date-plum)
Lineage: Eukaryota; Viridiplantae; Streptophyta; Magnoliopsida; Ericales; Ebenaceae
Product: homeobox-leucine zipper protein HOX17-like
Exons: 3
Coding region: 43-843 (266 amino acids)
Biological process (GO): regulation of DNA-templated transcription
Molecular function (GO): sequence-specific DNA binding; DNA-binding transcription factor activity, RNA polymerase II-specific
Source: RefSeq, a predicted model, not a curated record
CAUCUUUCCGGCUGGCCAAACAGUGGGAAACCGCAAAUUAAGAUGGGGAUGGGAGACAUAGAUGAUGAUCAAGAGAGAUGCAACACAGGGCUAGCGCUUGGGAUUGGAGUGGGAGAAUUCAUGCCCAAGAGGAAGAAGCAAGUUGUGUGCUUGGAUCUCUCCUUUGCUAUUCAUCCCAAGGAAGAAACCAUAACCAUUGAUGCUGAUGAUUACAAGACGGAAGGGUCCAGUUCCAAGACAAUUGAAGAAGACAAAGAUUGCCUCUCUCAUGGAGCGUCUCCCAGGCACGAUCCUCCCCGCUUCCCAAGGAAACUCAGGCUCUCCAAAGAUCAACAAACUACCCUUGAAGAAAGCUUCAAACUGAAUAGAACCCUUAAUCCGGCUCAGAAGCAAAUCCUAGCUGAGACAUUGAAUCUACGGCCGAGACAAGUAGAAGUAUGGUUCCAAAACAGAAGAGCAAGAACGAAGUUGAAGCAAACAGAAGUGGACUGCGAGUUCUUGAAGAAAUGCUGUGAAAGUCUGAGCAACGAGAACCGGAGAUUGAAGAAAGAGUUGCAGGAGCUGAAAUCUCUAAAGCUGGAGCACUUCCACCGCCCUACUCCUCCGCCGGCGCCGGCGCCAUUUUACAUUCAACUUCCCAAGGCGGUGACUCUCACCAUGUGCCCUUCCUGCGAGAAAAUUGUUAACAAAGAUGGCACUCAUGUUGUUGCUGCUGCAACUGCUACACCCAAGAAGGAUGAUGAUGAAGCCAAGGUAGAAGAAGAAGAAGAAGAAGGCGGAGGAGGAGGAGGAGCAGCAGCAACAAUGGUUAUGGACGUGGUCCAUCAUGAUUCUGAUAACUAAGCCUACUGAUUUAAGCUACAUAUGCUGUUUGAGUUAAACAAAGCUAUUCUUUCUUUCUUUCUCUACGUCUUUUUAGUUUUUAAUAUAAUUAGAGUGAUUAAGCUGU